UUAAAAGCUAAAAGUAAUGCGUGAAAAUUAAUUGAAAAUUUGUGGAAAAAAGGAAAAACAAGAAAAGUGAAAAGGAAAAUUUCUCUUAAAAAGUCUUUUUUUUUUGUAUUUUAAAAGUAAAUAAGUGGCUGUUUUAUCUUUUAUAUAUUAAAUUUUAUUUAUUCAAGUGCAUUUUACUUAACACAUUUGUAAAAGAAACAAUUAUUACUCAUUGGAUAUAUCGUCAUCAUUCCUCACACCUGAAAGUUAAAAAAGUAAAAAUUUCAUCAAAUUUUUUUACCUAAAUAAAAGAGAAAAGGUAAAGACAGGAAUAAAGAUCAUCAAUCAUCUACAAGAUAGUAUCAAAACCCCCACACAUACACACACAUAAAAAUAUAUACAUAGUCUUUUUUUUGAAAAAAGCAUCAUGAGUUAAAUGAUCUCAACAAAUAAUAAAGUAAAGAAAGCGAAAAAGAAGAAACUCUCUAUUUAAUCCACUACUUCAUUAUUACAUUACUACUUGAUAAAUUGCGUUAAUUGAAAAUAAAUUAGAGAUUCGACGGCGUGGCAACAUAAAGUCGAGAAUUCCAUGCAAAAAUUUGUAUUGUGUCUUUUGUAUGUUUUGUACAUGUCGAGAUAAUAUCUAUAAGGAAUUGAAAGUAUUAAGAAAAUCCACCAAGAAGAUAUUAUUAUAUUAAUAAUAGCAUCUAUUGAUGAUAUAGAGAAUAGAAAGGAGUUUUCAUGCAUUUUAAUUGCAUUAACAUAUCUCAUCUGGUGUGUCUAAAUAGAUUUUAGAGCUCAACCACGCAGGGGCCCAAGAAAAUUGUUAGAUUUUCUUACCUCUCGAUAUUUUACUUUAAACGAAAGUUCGAAGAUAAUAAUAACGAUAGUAGAGAAGAAAUGACUUUAAGCACAUCAGAAUCGGAGACAACAACACAUGUCAUAAAUAAUAAUAAUAACAAUAAUUCGAUAGGUAAAGGGCUUGAUACUGAGAAUUUACCGUCAUCUGAAUUAAGUUUGCUGGCCAAACUGGAAGCAGCUAAUAAACUCAUUGAGAGUGACUCUAAGUCACUCAACUCAUUGCAAUCAUCGGCACAUAGUCGAAAAAGUUCUGAUACUAGUCAAAUUAGUUUAAAUUCUGGAUCGUCAUCGGUGGGCGAAGAGGAUAUUUGGUCAAUAUGGGCUACCAUAGUGACCGAUUGGGAUACAGCCCAAAAGCGAAAAAGUCCAUCUGUAAAGGAACUUGUACGCAAGGGAAUUCCACAUCAUUUUCGUGCUAUUGUAUGGCAACUCUUAUGUAAUGCAAGUGAUACCGAUAAGAAACAGUAUGCUGAGUAUAUAAAAGCAACAUCAGCGUGCGAACGUGUGAUACGACGUGACAUCGCUCGAACAUAUCCAGAACAUGAUUUCUUUAAGGAGAAAGAUGGAUUGGGACAAGAAGCUUUAUUUAAUGUGAUGAAAGCUUAUUCACUGCAUGAUCGAGAAGUCGGAUACUGUCAAGGAUCGGGUUUUAUUGUUGGAUUAUUAUUAAUGCAAAUGCCAGAAGAAGAAGCUUUUGCUGUUCUCGUACAGAUUAUGAAGGAACAUCGAAUGAGGGAUAUGUUCAAACCAUCAAUGGCUGAAUUAGGGUUGUGUAUGUAUCAACUGGAAAAUUUGGUGCAAGAACAGCUGCCAGAACUCCAUUUGCAUUUUCAAUCACAGGGUUUUCAAACAUCAAUGUAUGCUUCAAGCUGGUUCCUCACACUUUAUACGACUGCUUUAAACCUCAAUCUCAUAUGCUGUCGCAUUAUGGAUGUAUUUUUAAGUGAAGGAAUGGAAGUUAUAUUCAAACUUGCACUUGCUCUACUUACAAUUGGCAAAGAGACAUUGCUUUCGUUAGAUAUGGAGGCGAUGUUGAAAUAUUUCCAAAAAGAAUUACCACAAAAAGUUGAGAGUGAUGUAGAGGGGAUGUUCAAUUUAGCAUAUUCUAUUAAAAUUAACACAAAACGUAUGAAGAAAAUGGAAAAGGAUUAUGCAGAGUUGAGAAAAAAAGAGCAAGAAGAGAUGGUUGAAUUAAGACGAUUACGAAAUGAAAACCGUUUACUGAAAAAGCGAAAUGAAUUGUUGGAAGCCGAGAGUACUGAAUUAGCCAAUAGACUUGUACGAGGUCAAGUUUCACGUGCAGAAGAAGAGGAAACGAACUAUGCAAUUCAAUCAGAACUGCUGGCACUACGACGAGCACAUUUGGAAAUAUCGCAUCAGCUUGAGACGGCAAAUGAGGAAGUUCGUGCAUUGUCAUUAAGGCUGCAAGAAAAUAAUAAUUCACGACAGAACUCAAUUGAUGAAUUGAUACAUAAAGAGGAGGCGCUUAAAGAACGUGAUGAAAUGGUGAGCUGCUUAUUGGAAGAACUUGUAAAAGUUCGUCAAGGCUCGGCUGAGAAUGAAGAUGUCAUUCGAAAUCUUAAAACGAAAAUUCAAGAACUUGAAGAAGAUAAGAAGCGAUUGCGUGAAACGACAACGGAUAAUUCAGUAGCACAUUUACAAGAUGAACUUAUUGCCAGUAAAUUACGCGAAGCUGAAGCAAGUUUAUCACUUAAGGAUUUAAAGCAACGUGUGAUGGAAUUAAGUACUCAAUGGCAACGACAAUUACAAGAGAAUAGAAAUGACGCACAACAGCACCCUGAAUCAACGCCUAAGAAGCUUUUUGGAUUACUUGAAGCAACAUCCGGAAAAUCACAUGAGCAUCAGAAAUUAGAGGAAGAACUUAUGACAACAAGAAUUCGCGAAAUGGAAACAUUGACAGAACUUAAAGAGCUUCGAUUGCGAGUCAUGGAGCUUGAGACGCAAGUUCAAGUUUCUACAAAUCAAUUGAGACGGCAAGAUGAAGAACAUAAAAAAGUGAAAGAGGAACUUGAUGAAGCCGUUGUUCGUGAGAAAGAUUUGUCAAACAAAGCUCGAGAGCAGCAGCAUCGAUAUUCAGAUCUUGAAUCUCGAAUGAAAGAUGAGCUUAUGAAUGUCAAAAUCAAGUUCACUGAACAAAGUGCUCGCCUAGCAGAACUGAAGCAAGAAGUUUCGAGAUUGGAAACAAAGAACUCCGAAAUGCAAGCCGAAGGUGAACUUCGAUCAAACUUAGAAGAAUCAGAUAAAGUUCGUGAUCUACAAGAUAAGGUUGAAGAUUUAAAGGCUGAGUUAGCAGCUGUGAGGAGUCGAGGAAAUUUCAACCAUAAUGAUAUAAAAUUCAAUAAUAAAGAAUCUUUAGAUGAUGAUGAUGACAUUUGUGAAAAUGAGAUUGAGAAGAUUUAAAGAAGUUUGAUUGAAAGUUGUUUAUUUAAAAAUGAUGGAAAUGACAUUACAAUAACUUGAUGACGAAGAGAAAUGUUUUAAUAAAUGUAGACGAAAACCG
Messenger RNA from Chironomus riparius, 3361 nucleotides. The record is from the annotation of a GenBank genome assembly. NCBI's taxonomy places the organism in Eukaryota, Metazoa, Arthropoda, Insecta, Diptera, Chironomidae.